AUGGAUGUCAAGGAUUUAAUUAAUAGAACCCCAGCCAACUUGGUAACUGUCACCAGCAUGAUCAAGAAUUGCAAGUUGUUCAGUGACGAUCUUUCCGUUGCCGCUGAAUCUACUAGUUUGUCUUCAAGAAUCGUUAAAAAGAUUAAUAAUACCCGUGAAAAUAUCAUCUACCUUUGGGAAAGAUUAGAAACUUAUUCAACUUCAUUGUCUGCCUUUGCUGAAGAUCUUAAGGGAUAUACAAUUAGCUCUGAACAAACGAAUACUCCACAAGCCAUUCAAGUAGCUCAAACUUUAUAUGAAGCUGGUAAGGAUAUGGAAAGAUUAUACAAGUCGGUAUUGGGUGAUCUUGCCUACCUCCUCAAAUCACUCCACAAGGAAUCACAACAUGUCGAAGAGUUACUCCCAACUCUCAAGACCAGCAUUGGUAAGAGUGUUUUGGGUGUUGGUAUCAUUGUCUUGACUGCUGGUUUGGCCGCAUCUGAUGUCGUUCCAAGAGUAUUCAAGCCAUAUGCUUACAAGAAGAGAUUAAAUAGAAUGAACAAGUUAAUUCCAUACAUUGAAAAGUUCACCAAUGAAUUAAAGGAAUUAAAAUCUACCCUUGUUGUAUCUGGACCAAUCGUCUGUGAAUUCCUCAAGGAUAUGGGUCAAAAUCCAACUCCAGUCCGUGCCGGUGGUGUUAGUUUUAAUUUAACUCCAAUGGAAGUUUAA
Molecule: messenger RNA, 708 nt
Organism: Cavenderia fasciculata
Lineage: Eukaryota; Evosea; Eumycetozoa; Acytosteliales; Cavenderiaceae
Exons: 3
Coding region: 1-708 (235 amino acids)
Source: RefSeq, a predicted model, not a curated record